Oppia nitens is the source of this 2679-nucleotide messenger RNA. Its product is annotated as alpha-L-rhamnosidase-like. The transcript has 7 exons. Bases 1 to 2679 code for a protein of 892 amino acids. Gene Ontology annotation, biological process: carbohydrate metabolic process. Lineage: Eukaryota; Metazoa; Arthropoda; Arachnida; Sarcoptiformes; Oppiidae. The record is from RefSeq and is a predicted model, not a curated record.
AUGAUGGAUCAAUACUUGAGUAUAAUCAAAAAUAAUGAUAUAAAUCCAAUUGAUUUGAAAACUGAAUAUCUUGUAAAUCCAUUGGCCGUUGACGUCAAUGAACCGCGUUUUCAAUGGACUUUAGUGGCAACUGAUCCACUAAAACACAAUUUAUCACAAAAGGCGUACCAAAUACUAGUAUCAAAUGAUGAACAAAGUUUGGCCAAAAAUGUUGGCAACUUAUGGGACACCGGCAAAGUGGUCAGCGAUCAGACCAAUCAUAUACAUUACAAGGGAAAGACACUAAAUGCAGGACAGAGAGCCUACUGGAAGGUUAAGGUAUGGGAUCAGGAGGACAAAGAGUCAACAUUUAGUACAGUUGCCUAUUGGGGCAAUGCGCUUAUCAAUUGGACAGCACAAUGGAUUGGUGCACCGGUAGGCACACAGAAAAAUGCACUGAAAAAUAUUGAUGAAAUUGACGCACAGUUAGUCAAAUCAAAACCUGCGUUAAUGCCUGUGCUAUAUUUGAGAAAACAUUUUACUUGUGAACCAACAAUAAAAACUGCAAUAUUGUAUGCAACAGCACAGGGAGCAUAUGAAGUACUAUUAAACGGCAAACCAGUAGCUGAUGAUCGUAUGAGUCCCGGUUGGACCGACUAUCAUAAUACUAUUCAAUAUCAAGCCUAUGAUGUGACUGAACUGUUAGGUAAAGACAAUGCAUUGGGUGUGAUAUUGGGCACCGGUUGGUUUAGUUCAUACGUCGGCUAUAGACACCAAUUCCAAUUAUAUGGAUCAAAUCAGACUGCGCUUCUGGAGCUUCACAUUGAAUAUCAUAAUAAUGAAAAAAUUGUCAUAAAAUCAGAUAACACUUGGAAAGUUAAUACCGGUCCUAUCAUUUAUUCUGAUAUAUUAAUGGGUGAACUAUACUACCAGAGUCGUGAUAUUGGCCAAUGGAGUAGUCCAGCCUAUGAUGACAAAAGCUGGCUGCCGGUGAUCAUCAAACCUAUUGAUCCGAAAGUAAAAUUGGUAACCGAAAGGUCACAACCAGUACGAGUGACACAAGAAAUCAGUCCGAAAACGCGUCGAGAGAUAAAACCUGGAGUUUGGGUCUUUGAUUUUGAACAAAAUAUGGUCGGUUUGGUUAAACUACAUGUGCCAGCAAAUAGUAAAUCCACACGCAUUCAGUUGAGACACGCAGAAGCACUGGAAAAAGAUGGCAAUGUAUAUGUGAAAAACUUGAGAUCAGCACUGGCUAUCGAUACCUAUGUUUUGGAUGGAAAUCAUACCAAAGCUCAAGAUUUUGAACCUCACUUUACAUACCAUGGUUUUCGGUACAUAGAAAUAACUGGAUUUCCAGGUGAACCACAAUUAACUAAUAUUGUUGGACGGGUCGUUCAUUCCGAUACACCCAUAACUGGCCAGUUGGAGACAUCCAGUCCAUUGGUUAACCGAUUGCACGAUAAUAUACUUUGGGGACAAAAGAGUAACUUUUUUUCGGUGCCAACUGAUAGUCCACAACGAGAUGAGAGGUUGGGAUUUUUGGGCGACGGAGAAAUAUUUGUACAUACGGCCAGUUAUAACGCCGAUGUUAGCGCUUUUUUCAGUAAAUGGAUGCGCGAUGUUAGAGAAGCCCAAUCAUCUGCUGGCGGCUUCUCCAAUGUUGCCCCACGAGCUUGUAAUGUAGUGGAUGGAGCACCUGCUUGGGGUGAUGCUGGUGUCAUUGUACCCUAUACUAUGUACAGACAAUAUGGUGAUCUCAAAAUGAUUGAAGACAAUUGGGAAGCGAUGAAUAAAUGGAUGAAUUAUAUAGGAUCUCAAAAUCCCAACUAUAUUUGGACCAAAAGACUUAAUAAUAAUUAUGGUGAUUGGCUUCAAGUAAAUGCUAACACACCUAAAGAGGUACUGUCCACUGCUUACUAUGGAUACGAUGCACUGUUGAUGUCCCGAUUGGCCGCCGCUAGCAAUCGUACCGAAGACGCCAAGAAAUACACUGAAUUACAUCAAAAUAUUGCCAAUGCUUUCAAUAAGGCUUUUGUCAACUCAACCGACGGACAUAUCAAAGGUGAAACACAAACAGUGUAUUUGCUGGCACUGGCAUUUGAGAUGUUGCCCGAAAAGUUGAGACCACUGGCCGCCAAUAAUUUGGCCGAAAAUAUUAAAGCUCAUAACUGGCAUCUGACCACUGGUUUUAUCGGUGUCGGUUAUCUGUGUCCAGUUUUGACACAAUUCGGUCACAACGAUGUGGCCUACCGUUUGCUAUUGCAGAAUACAUACCCUUCCUGGGGCUACAGUAUUGCCAACAACGCGACAACAAUAUGGGAGCGAUGGGAUGGUUGGACUAAAGAGAAAGGAUUUCAAGAUCCGUCAAUGAAUUCAUUCAAUCACUACUCUCUCGGGUCUGUCGGUCGAUGGCUUUUUCAAUCAAUGGCUGGCAUUGAUACCGGUUCUCAACGCAAUGAAGUUGGAUUCAAACAUAUCUUAAUCCGUCCUAAUCCAGGGCAGGGACUUACAUAUGUAAACGCAUCAUACAAAUCAAUAAACGGCCGGAUAGACAGCUCAUGGCACACGAGUGAUAAAAAAUUUACAUUAAAGAUUAACAUUCCGGUCAAUACCAGAGCUACUGUUGAUCUGAGCUUUGCCGGCAAGUUAUACGAAGUUGGGUCAGGAAUAUAUGAUUAUAAUAACUGUGAUUUAGAUUGA